AUGUCAGACUGGGAUGAUGACAUGUAUGACGACGAGGAGGAAGAGCUCUCGUUUGAGGAAGACGAUGCUCAGGAAAGUGUUGAUGAGUCCGCAACCGACAUGGAGAGCCGGUAUUUCUGGGGGAAGGAGUUGCGGCAGGACGAGAAGCUAGAGGAAGCCCUUCAGGUCUUCCAGGAAAACAUAGACAAAAACGAUAACCCGGAGUAUGUGUUCAAGUCGACGAAACAGGCGGUCAAGGUGAGCAUUGAGCUGGGGGAUUCGGCCAAGAUUAUGCGGUAUUUGGACCUGUUCUUCAAACAACUACCGCAGAUGGGUGUGUCUUACGGGGAUGCGUCGUUUUCGAAGAUGCUGCACAGAUUUGACCAUCCGAUCCCGGGAUGCUCGUCGGAGCUCCAGAAACAGGUCUACGACAAGUUUUCGGCAUAUCUGAGAGCCAGCAACUCCAGCAACGAGCGGUUGGUUAUACGAGUUGAAUUGGGGCGCGCAGGCGCGCUGCUGGCGGAACAAAAUUACAGCGAGGCCCAUUUGCUGCUACAGAGACUUGAGAAUUCCGUCACAGCCUCAUCGGAAGCAAUUAAAAGCACAUAUUUGCUGGAAGUUCUUGCCCUGGAAAUGGUGAUUGCGAGCCAUGGCGAGAUCAACGUCGAGGAGCUCUCGAGACUGACGAAAAUGGCCAAUAAAUUGGGCUCGAGCAUCCCGCAAUCACGCAUCGUGGGCAUUGUCAAGGAAUGCUCCGGCCUCGUAGCUAUGUUCGACGAAGACUUCCAAACAGCCAACCACUGCUUCCAGGAAAGCUUCCGUGGUUUCAACGAGUGUGGCGACGAUCGACGCGUCGACGUGCUGAUGAAGUACAUUAUCAGCAACCUGCUGAGCGAGAGCGAGAUCGACCCGUUCCAGUCGGGCGACUUCCAAGGUUUCGACGACGUUCCGGAAAUUGUGAAGUUGAUGGAGCUGUAUCGGUACGUUCAGGAGACCGAUAUUGCCAAGUACAACGCACUUUUGAACGACGACGAGGAAUUCAAGAAACUGAUGCAGGGUAACCUUCUGGCGCAGUUCAUACCGUUUGUCACCGAGCUGGUUCAUGUGCGAUUUGUUCUGGAGUAUCUGCAGCUAUUCAAACGUGUCAGUUUCCGCAAAUUGCAGGAGAAACUCAAAAUACAAGAGUCGGACCUUGAGGUGAUGCUACUAAAGCUAUAUGGAGAGGGAAAAAUUAGCAACUACAAGCUCGACAUGGUGGCCAAGACAGUUGAGUUUUGCGGUGGCUCUGUUUUGGAUCCGCAUAUUAGGCCCAUAGACGUUCUUGAGCGUCUGCAGCUGUUCCAAAAAGACAAACUCAACGUUUCGAGUGACGAUUUUGGCACAGAUUCUCAGGAGCGACUACAGGAACUCUUGUCUACGAAAUUUCACAAGGAUCCUGUGCCGAACUCGCCGACAAUACACACAGAACUGCCCAGCUCGACGAUAAUAUCGAAAGAAGUGCUGGAGCCAUUAAUUAGCACUCCUCGUUCUUUUGAGUCUUCUGAGGAGCUGUUCAAGGAGCUUGGACAUUAUCUGGAGUAUAUUAAGUCUGCCAUCCCGUCCAAAGCUCCCAUCAAAUGCUCUAUCAUCGAGAGAGUCAGAAUAGACAGCCAGAACCAGGAGCGGGAAAAAAUCAGUCAGAUUGACGAGAUUGGCAACACGGAUCAUGACCACCUGAUACCCGAAGUUGUGCAGUUCACGAUGAUGGAGAACCUGGACGUGAGCGACAGAGAACAGCCGGCACAAGAGAUUUCGGAAGAGGAGCUAAAGGACAGAAAAUUGACGAGUCUUUAUGAGCUUGUUUGUGAGCUGUCUCGCUACUACGACAGCGUCAAGCGUAAUUUUUCAGAAGGGCUCUGUGCUAAUCGCAACUUUGGCGGAGAGGUGAGCGAGUGA
This is a messenger RNA of Ogataea parapolymorpha DL-1, 1914 nucleotides long. Its product is annotated as COP9 signalosome complex subunit 2. Bases 1 to 1914 code for a protein of 637 amino acids. Gene Ontology annotation, cellular component: COP9 signalosome. The transcript has a single exon. NCBI's taxonomy places the organism in Eukaryota, Fungi, Ascomycota, Pichiomycetes, Pichiales, Pichiaceae. The record is from RefSeq and is a predicted model, not a curated record. Gene Ontology annotation, biological process: protein deneddylation.